AGUAGUGAAAUGUUACGUAAAAUGACGGUGGUAUUGCUAUAUAUAUAGUAGUCUCACAUGUCUAGUUCUGUUCGUCUCUUUCUUUCAUAUUCAUUUGUUUUUAAUUUUCUAGAAGUUUCCCUCGUCGCCACCACAACUCUCUCCGAGUUUAGUAUUCUGGUGGUAUCUUAAUUUAAAAAAUGCCAAAGGUUAGAAGCGUAAGGUCCUUGUCUUUUGAUCAAUCUAGGGUAUCUCCUUACCCUUGUACUACAUCUAAGGAUGAUAAUCCAACCAAUUUUUGUAGUCCAUUGGUCUCAGUUGAUGAUAUGAAAGAAUGGGAAGAGGCUAGGUGCCCUAUAUGCAUGGAACACCCACAUAAUGCUGUGCUUUUGAAAUGUUCGUCUCAUGAGCAGGGAUGCCGGCCUUACAUGUGCAAUACAAGCUACAGGCACUCAAACUGCCUUGACCAGUUUUGUAAGUCAUCUGAGCCUUACCCUUCAACAGCAUUGUUGCAAGAAAUUCCUCUCACAAGCAAUGCCUCUCGCAGAAUAAGUGAAGAACCAUCACUGCCUGGGUUAACCGGGCCUUGUGGGAGCCUUAUGCACGGAAAUCUUGUCUGCCCUCUAUGUCGAGGAGAUGUCUUUGGCUAUAUGGUAAUAAUGCCUGCUCGUCAGUUCAUGAACACCAAAGUUAGAAGUUGCUCUUCCGAAACUUGUGAUUUUAAUGGAACCUACACAGAACUGAGGAAACAUGCGAGAUCUGAACACCCUUUUGAGAGGCCAUCAGAGGUGGAUCCAAUGAGGCAGCGCGAUUGGAGAAGGUUGGAAUGGGAAAGAGAUUUGGAGGAUGUCCUUAGCGUAGUGCAACCGAGUAGUUUUGAAGACCCACCAGACAAUGUUGAUUCUUGGAUGUCAUCUUUUUUCUCCAACAUGUUUCGUUCUAUUGAGAUUGUGCUUUACAGUCGUGUUUUGAAUGCUUCAAGAGAUAGAGAGCAAUCCCAUUAUAGAAGAUCAGAUAGAAUGCCUAGGUUACAUCAAGAUAUUGGUUCUAACAGCUCUGGCACCAGACGAAACAAUAAUUUUCAUGAUAGUAAUCGCCAAGCCAGAAGGCUGCGAUGGCGCACACCACAACCAAACUAUGAGGUGGACACAGUUUCAGAUAUCCAUUCAAACUAUGUGGCUGGAACUGCUCCUUUCCCUCGGAGGAGCAGUUAUUCUUUUCGAGAUAGAACAAAUCACGGGCGACGACUUCACUGGCGGAAUCAGAGAUGGUCAAGCCACAAUAACCAGCGGUGAUUGCUAGCACAUUAUGUUGCAGAUAAAGUUAAAAUGUGGAUUAGAUAUUAGCAGAAAGAGUUUGGAACGUCCCAUUGUUGAGUUGCAAUAUGAAAAUUAUGUUUGAGGACUUAUGGGAUUCUUUCUCUAGUUCACUUUUUGGAUCUUUAUCAAAAUUAUUGGCUUUUUAUUUGUUCCUGUGAUUAAAUGGAACUUUUUAUUUGAAAUUGAGAUGUGUGUGGCCACUGGCAUUCAAAAUAAUAAAAAAUAUUGAUGUUUGUCAAAA
This is a messenger RNA of Cannabis sativa, 1539 nucleotides long. RefSeq lists its product as uncharacterized. The record is from RefSeq and is a predicted model, not a curated record. NCBI's taxonomy places the organism in Eukaryota, Viridiplantae, Streptophyta, Magnoliopsida, Rosales, Cannabaceae. The transcript is spliced from 3 exons. The coding region runs from base 180 to 1274 and encodes 364 amino acids.